AUGUCCAUCUGGAACCAGGCCAAGACCGUGUGGCAUUGCCAGACAUGCUUGUGCGAAAACCAAAACUCCGAUGACAAGUGUGCUGCCUGUGGUGAGGCCAAAGCGGGUGCCAAGACAGCAGCCCCAGCUGCUGCCACAACCGCGGCAGCCACACCCAGCACGCAGGCCCCAGCGGCCGCAGCCCAGGUGGCGCCAACCGGCAUCUGGGCUCAGGCGGCUUCGGUGUGGCACUGUGAUACUUGUCUCUGUGAGAACAAAAAGGGUGAUGACAAAUGUGCGGCGUGUGGUGCGUCCAAGGGUGGCGCCACGGCCGCGGCCACCACUGCUCCUGCUGCUGACACAAAGACCGGCUUUACGUUUGGCGGUGAUGCAGCGGCGCGUGCAUUGACCAACAAACCGGCGGCCAGCUCUGGCUUCAAGUUUGGGGGAGAUGCCGCCAAGCAAAGCCCGGCCACGGUGGGCGGCUUCAAGUUUGGUGGCAUGCCGGCGGCCAGCUCUGGGUUCAAGUUUGGGGGUGACGCCUCCAAGCAAGCCACUGCUUCCGUGGACGCCAAAGCAGAGGACAGUAAGGCCGAGACAGAGACAGAAACCAAGAAGGUGGAGACCAAGACGAGUGGUAAGCGCACUGCGGCUGACAGCCACCCCGAGGCCCAAGAGAGCAGUGAAAAGGUAGCCGACGAAGCUGAAAGUGAAGACGCCAAGGAUGCUGAGACCAAGGCCGAGAAGGAGACGGAGACGGAGCAGGAGGCCGAGGCCAAGCCGGAAGAGGAAAAGAAAGAGGCUGAGGAGGAGGAUGAUGGUCGCCCUCAGCGAGCCAAGCGGGCCAAGCGCAAUUAG
This is a messenger RNA of Monosiga brevicollis MX1, 837 nucleotides long. RefSeq lists its product as uncharacterized. The coding region runs from base 1 to 837 and encodes 278 amino acids. The record is from RefSeq and is a predicted model, not a curated record. Gene Ontology annotation, biological process: RNA export from nucleus; protein import into nucleus. Gene Ontology annotation, cellular component: nuclear pore. NCBI's taxonomy places the organism in Eukaryota, Choanoflagellata, Craspedida, Salpingoecidae. Gene Ontology annotation, molecular function: structural constituent of nuclear pore. The transcript is spliced from 2 exons.